ACCAAAAGCUCUCCCCAAACCAACACCAUUCCCAAUGGCGUCUCGCCUUCCUCCCUCCCUUCGCAGACAAGAAAAUAGCUUUCCCCACCGCUCACCUUCUUUCGAGUAGCCUCGCGUCGCGUGCGUCGACUCGCUCUGUCAGCUUUCAACAUUGUAGUCGUGCCCGACCUUGUCCCCUUCGCUCGGUGGUCAUAGUUGAGCUUGAAAGUUCCAGUCGAACUGCCUUUAUUUUAGCUGCUGUUAUGGGUGACACGAUAGGGUUCUCCUCGAGCAUGUUCCCCCCAGGUUCCAGCUAGCUUGUAUCCAGCUGCUCCCAUCUAGUUUCACUCUAGCUCCGGCGACCUUAGAACGAGAACAAGACCAGCGGCCUGGGGAUUGGAGAGCCGUCGUCCUCAUACACGUUCUUCAAGACUCUACGCGCACGACUCGUAUCUCUGCGCAUGCAGUCGAUGCCCUGAACGAAUGAGCGACCAACGGUCUGCAGCGGCAGAGGAGGCCACUAAUCCCGUGACGCGCCCACAACCCGCCGCUGUCGCACCUUCAUCAGCCGCUUCCGCCGCUUCCGCUGUUUCCGCUGCUUCCGCGGCUUCCGCUGCAUCCUCCGCUUCCGCUGCUGCUGCGGGCGCGAUGCCGGGGCCCAUCGCGCUGGCGCAGAGCGGGAUCGACGUGGAGGGGCUGACGGCGGAGCAGGUGCGCCUGCUGGCCAUCGACAUGCGCGACGCCGCGCUCGCGGCGGGCGCAGAGGACGACGCGGAGCAGGCGGACCGCGCGCUGGCGUCGUUCGUCAAGAGUAGCACGCUUGAAGCCGCCAGCCUGCUGGCCAACAGACGGACCACGUCAGGGGUGGGGAUAGUAGGCGGAGGGGGGAGGGCAGGCGGAACGGGUGACGGAGCAGCAGCCGCAGCAGCAGCAGCAGCAGCUGUGGCCGACCCUGCAUUACCCAUUCCAGCAACAAGCCCAUCCGUGAGGCCUGCAGCUGCUGCUGCCGAUGCUGCCGCUGCCUCUGCAGCUGGUGUUCCAUCACCCUCCCCCUCGCCCUCCCCUUCCAAGCCUGCAGCAACCAGGGCACUUGGCAAAUCUGCGUCUGCUCGUGGCAGCAGCAGCGCCAACACAAGUAGCGCCAACAGCGCCGGCAACGCCAGCAGCGGCAGCAGUGCGAGCGGUAGUAGCAGCGCGUGUGGGGGCGGCAGUGGGUCGUUCAGAGAGAGAAUGGGCCUCAGCGGGCUGCAGAUUGCCGUGCCGGCUGACGACGCCCUUGCUGCCGCCGCCGCUGCUGCUGCUGCUGCUGCUGGUGCUACAGCUGGUGCCGGUGCGGACGCAGUGGUCGGCAGAGUGGUAUCGCCUGGUGGCGGCGCUGCUCGAGGUGGGAGCAGUGGCACGGGCACGGCAGCAGUAGGUGUAGGCACAGGCGCAGGCGCAGGCGCAACAGCCUCCUUGCACGGUCUCCCCUGCUACAUUCACUUCGCCAAUCACCGUGUAGCGGCCACCAUAACGCUGUCCGCGGCGUGCAUAGACUUUGGCAUCGCGCCCUUCCAGAUCCGCCGCACCAACUUUGUCGACCUCUGGCGCGUCCCUGAACGCCCCGUGCUCGUCACCACGCCACGCACCCCCAAGACCCGCGCUGCCGCUGCAGCAGGUGGUGGUGGUAGGGGUGCGGGUGAGCGCGGGAGUAAAUCGGCUUCCUCUACUCCCCGCACCCCAAGCAAGAAUGUGUUUUCGAGUAAGGUCACUCCGGGGUCAACGCAGCCAGCAACAGGUGCUGCUUCUGUUGCAGCAGCAGCAGCAGGAGGAGGAGGCGGAGGAGGGGGAGGAGCAGAAGAGAGAGGGGCAUCAUUAGUGGCAGCAACAGCAGCGGGUGUAAAAUGUGAUGAAGGGCCACAUGCUUCUUCGGAUCACAGUCGCAGUGCUGCCGAUGCUGCUUUGGAUGCUGGUGAUGCUGCUGCUGCUGUAGCUGAGGGUGGUGGCGGUGUCAUGGUGCCGUGUGCUCCUGUUGUGGUGCAACCACGCUAUUCCACUGUCAUCUCCCCGGAAGGAUCACCCCGUGCUGCAGCAGCGUCCAAGCACAAGCCACAGCAGCAGCAGGAAGCGCAUUCUAGCGCAGAAGGAAACGAAGCCGCUGAAGUGGACCCUUUGCUGGGUGGGGCUCCCAAACACCCUGCAGAAAAGCAAGGCAUGGAGCAGCAACAACUGCAGCAGCAGCAGCAGCAGCAGCAGCAGGCGCAGGAAGUGAAGCAGUCGAGUGUGCAGCUGAGUGUGGAGGACGUGGCAGCAGUGGAGCUCGGGUUGGAGACAUGGGAGGUGGUGCUCUUGGAGAGGGAAGAGGAGAAGAAACAGAUAGCCGCUGCAGCAGCAGCACUGGCAGAAGCAGCAGCAGCAGCGGGGGGCGGUGGUUCUGUGCGUGAGAAGGAGAAGGCACGGGAGGUGGAGGAGGGCAGCAGGGAUGGCUGCAUGACCCCUACUGAUGCGCGCAAGCAGACCAGAAGCUUUCAGUUUGAGACCUCUAUAGCAGGCUAUGACGCCAUUCGAGCCAUUGUGGAUGGGUGGACACAGGGAGCAGAGGACCCAGCAGCAGCCGCUGCAGCACAGGCAGCCGAACUCAGCGACAUUCGCACUGCUUUCGCGGUAGGUGCUGCCGGUGGUAAGGAUGCUGCGGCUUUCAGUCCCCGCAACGCACUGACAGGUCCCGGGAGGCACAGCAUCAGUUGCGACGGCGACACCUCUUCCCUCUUCUCGGACUACACACACGACUCCGACGAGCGGCUGCGUCUGCUCACCAACCCCUUCCACUCCACCGCCCUCUCGCCAGCCACAGACCGCCCGACUGCUGCUUCCAGUGCGGCUCAAUCAGAAGCAGCAGCUGGCUCUUCUGCCCCAGGUGCUUCCGCUGCCCACGCUGGCAUGGCUCCAAGUAUCGGCUUAGCCCCAGGGGAUGUCUCGGCAGCAGGGCUGGUGUCGGGCGUUUCCUCCUGGUCGUCUGCGCUGCGCAGCGUUGUCCCGCGCAGCCGAACGUCCUUUGAUGCUACCUAUAUGCGCAUGGAGCCCCUAGCGGCUGGGGGGACUGCAGGGGCUGUGGGAGCAGGGAUUGGAGGCGAUGGGGGCGGUAGGCCGCGCUCCGCUGCUUCUGCUGCAGCGGCUGGGUUUGGGCGAAGCAGCAGCGUUACAGGCCCUGCAGAGAAGAAGGCUUAGGGAUGGAGGCACGCUCUCCGCUCCUCCCGUGCUCAUUCUUGCUGGGCGUUUGAAACUAUCUCCCCUUUCCUCCUUGCUGGGCCUUUGAACCCAUCCCCUUUCUCCUUUCCUCUGCAUCAACCCUUCCCCCCUUCACCUCCAUCACUCUCCCUUGCUCUCUCUCUCGCUUCUCGCUCCGUCCCCUCUAACACACUCACACACACGAGCGUACGCACACGCACACACACACACACGCAUACACACUUUCAGUUCUAUGCGUGAUGUCCUGUUUGCUGACUCGGUUGUAGUAUCUUUGAUGCAUGCGAGACAGCACAUCCAUGCUACGCUUGUGGUCCCUACAAACUGGUCAGACAAGUGAACGUGCAAGAAGUGGAUCUGGCUGGGUGGAGUGGAGUGGACGCAUGAGCACUACAACAACACCCCCCUUGAGUGUGAGUCGCCGGUCGGUGGUGUUCGGUGGCGGCAGAUCGGGGGUACUCCUGGGCGUCCUCAACGCUCUGAUCCAAACACUCUGGUGGACGUGACCGGCACCAGGGAGGGGUUGAGAUGGCAGGCAAGAGGGAGGGAGUGCAGUACAGGUACAGUAGGGAAAUACGUUUUGUACGGUUGGCUGUCUUGGCUGUGUUUUGCUUUCCCAAUUUUGAGCGAUGCAUACUGACAAAUACUAAAGAGUCAAAGGCCUUUCCCCUCCCAUAGUUUCCUUGAAUUACUUCCUCAUUUUUCACUGUACUUGUUUCCAGUAAGUUUAGUGAAGUCGCACA
This is a messenger RNA of Closterium sp. NIES-67, 3947 nucleotides long. The record is from the annotation of a GenBank genome assembly. Lineage: Eukaryota; Viridiplantae; Streptophyta; Zygnematophyceae; Desmidiales; Closteriaceae.